This is a messenger RNA of Syngnathus typhle (broad-nosed pipefish), 1110 nucleotides long. RefSeq names its product C-C motif chemokine 2-like. Gene Ontology annotation, molecular function: chemokine activity; CCR chemokine receptor binding. The transcript is spliced from 3 exons. Lineage: Eukaryota; Metazoa; Chordata; Actinopteri; Syngnathiformes; Syngnathidae. Gene Ontology annotation, biological process: neutrophil chemotaxis; positive regulation of ERK1 and ERK2 cascade; cellular response to interleukin-1. The coding region runs from base 462 to 785 and encodes 107 amino acids. The record is from RefSeq and is a predicted model, not a curated record. Gene Ontology annotation, cellular component: extracellular region.
GUAAUGUCCAAUCUUUUUUUUGUCUUCUCUAUUAAAUGCAUAACCAAUACGACGACUUCAUUUUUUUGACCAGUUAUCGUUCACCUGUUCAAAGUUGCAUCUGUUUCUCUCGUGAUGUACAAAGCAGAGCAAUUAGAUUGACCGUGAAAGAUCAAGAUGACAUAUUGGCUUUUUGUUUUUUUAAAUUGAGGUGUAUUGCAAUUGAAAGAGAAUGCUUGCUGACGUGAUAUGAAAAGUAGGCCAUUGACACCCUCGGUCUUGAGUAAAAACAAGGCCAAGGGCUGUGUUGGCUUUUUUUUUUCUGUGGGAGGAAAAAAUUAUUUCCAGGUGUAUGUGCAACUGUGGUUGCAUCGUUCCUGACUUCAAGUGACACAGAUUCCCGUAUUUGAUGAUGUUAGCGGGCUUUAAAAGGCCCGCAGCGCAAACAUCCACUUCACACCCGAUUACGUCCGACAAGUGCGAUGACAGCUCUUAACUUGGUCCCAUUCUUUUUGGUUGCUGUCAUGUUGCCCGGCGCUUUAACUCAAGGAGGAUUGCCCAGUUGUUGUCGCAAAAUUUCUGACACGCACGUUCGUCGAGAUCUGCUGACCAAGUACUACGUUCAACGACCGCCUGCUUGUUCUUUGCACGUUGUGGUUUUCAUCACCGUACAAAACAAGAGAAUCUGCGCUGACCCUUACAAGCCAUGGACCCAAACCAGCAUGGCAUACCUCGAUGGGAAGAACGGCCAUGCCCAAAAGAACGGCACGCAAAGGAAGCACACAAUUUCUCGUGAACUGCAGUAGCUUUUUUCUAUCUUAAAACCUCCAUGAACCAUUUUUUUUUUUUUUAGAAAAACUGCAAUGAUAAGGCCAAUUGUGUUGCAAGGACUCUAAAUAUCAAGAGCAAAACAUUGCUGUUUCAAGAAGUGUGUAUGAAACUGGUAGCCCUUUGCAAGAAGUAGCUCUUAGUUGAAAAAAAAAAAAAAAAACCUGGUCACCCCUCCAAUACUGCCUUGCCAAGUCAAGCAGAAACCAAGUAGUCACAUCCAAAUUAGGAAAGUACGAUUGGUUCUGUCAAAAAGUUGGAACUAAGCCAAUGUUUGGAAUAGAUCCUUAAUUAAAGGAAGGA